Molecule: messenger RNA, 1660 nt
Organism: Cebus imitator (Panamanian white-faced capuchin)
Lineage: Eukaryota; Metazoa; Chordata; Mammalia; Primates; Cebidae
Gene: LRRC74B
Product: leucine rich repeat containing 74B
Exons: 9
Coding region: 81-1304 (407 amino acids)
Molecular function (GO): protein binding
Source: RefSeq, a predicted model, not a curated record
CCAAAUCCCCGGGCCGCGCUCUGAGUGAGGCGCCAGGAGGUAGCCGCCUCCGCAUCUGAGACUGCGAAAGGGUCUUAACCAUGAGGGGUUCCUGCGAGAGAUGUGGGAAGGAUGAAGAGCAGAAGGAAGAGGCUACAGCGGCCUGUGAGCAUCUUUCAAGGGUCCUUGAGGCGGAGCAGAGUUCCGAGGACGAUUCGGACUCCGACCUGGAGACGGAAGGCACCCAUGGGCUUGGAGAACUGGUCAGGGAUACCCUCUACCUGAGGUCUUGCCAGGUCCAUAGCGUUGUGCCCAUCUCCUGCUUUCUGUGCCAAAGGAGCGCCCCAGAGCUGAACCUCCGGCACCGUGGCCUGGGGCCCCAGGGUGCCCGUGCUCUGGCUUCCUCAUUGAGCUCCAGUCUAUCGGUCAAGCGGCUGGACCUUCGAGACAAUGGGCUCUGUGGGGCAGGUGCAGAGGCCCUGGCAGGUGCCCUGAGCAAAAGCAGCAGCAUCCAUGAUUUGGACCUGUCGGACAACCAGCUGGGAGUAGCAGGAGCGCAGGCCCUCUGUGCCGCCCUGACUGUGAACCGGGCUGUGCAGAAGAUGCAACUGUCAGGGAAUGGCCUGGAGGAGCAGGCGGCCCAGCACCUUGCUGAACUCCUGCUGGCUCACACAGACCUGAAGUCCCUGGACCUGAGCUAUAACCAGCUGAAUGACCAAGCAGGAGUGAAGAGAGCGAGUCAGAAGGUCUCCCUUGGUUUUUCUGAAGGGGAGACACUCGGACCAGCCCUGGCAGAAAACACAGGACUCACCGAGCUUAACGUGAGCUGGAAUCACCUCCGAGGCCCAGGAGCUGUGACAUUUGCCAGGGGACUGGAGGCAAAUAUCUUCCUUAAAGUUCUAGACAUCUCAUACAAUGGCUUUGGGGAUCCUGGAGCCUCUGCAGUGGGUGAGGCUCUCAAGACCAACAACGUGUUGGAGGAACUCAACAUGAGCAACAACCGCAUCUCUGCGAUGGGAGCCCUGAGCCUGGGCCUGGGCCUCCGGGCCAACCAGACGCUGAGGAUUCUGGUAGUGUCCAGGAAUCCCAUGAGAAGUGAAGGCUGCUUUGGUCUCCUCAAGUCUGUCCAGGACAAUCCAGCCUCUGCCCUGGAACUGCUGGAUUUCUCUGAUAUCCAGGUGAACACAGAGUUUGAUGACCUUGCUAACUCAGUGAAGAGAAUUCUUCCAGCGCUCUGCAUAAAAACUGGUGCUCGCAAAGUGGAGUAUAAAAAGGAGUUGCUAUCCGUCUUCAGACCAGCCCUGCCGGUAUCUGUCCCUAAGUGAUCUUGGAGUGUGGCUUCCUCAUCUCCAGUCAGCUGCUUCGACCUCCAGGGUCAGGAGCUCUUUGACUCGCAAGGCCUUGGUACCACUUGUGUCUGCACUGAAUCCCUAUGUCAGCUGUGUGCUAUUGAGCUGGCUUUCACGGCAACUCACACACCUGACCCUCCCCUGUGCUCCAUGGACACUGCACUCAUCUGGGCCUUCCUGUGCUCUCACUCAUUCAUGUCACACAAACCCCUACGAUGUGUGGCAUAUUGAGAUGGGCAUGGUAUCUGAGAUGCUCAAGCAAGUCCCUGCCCUCCCCAUGUUCAUAUUCUGGUGACUUCAGGAGACUAUUAAAAGGAGGAGUGCACAUUCUA